Messenger RNA from Dovyalis caffra, 1632 nucleotides. The record is from the annotation of a GenBank genome assembly. Lineage: Eukaryota; Viridiplantae; Streptophyta; Magnoliopsida; Malpighiales; Salicaceae.
AUGGUGGAUGAAUCGUGUAAUCCGUCGGUUUUCAGGAAGAUACAUGGACAGUCAUCUCUUGUUUCUAAGCUUUCCCCAAACUUGCACACCAGGAAUUAUAAUGUGACUAUUGGUGCAUUUUCUAAUGGUUUCCAUAGCCAUUUGCAUCCUGCAAUUCAUGGAAAAAGCCUGGCACUUGUGCCAUGUGUUUCCCCAAUAUUUGUUGCAGCACCAUCUGAGAAAGGUGCUAAAGGAUUUAUGAUUGAUUUUCUCAUGGGAGGAGUAUCAGCAGCUGUUUCAAAGACAGCAGCUGCUCCAAUUGAGCGGGUUAAACUCUUGAUUCAAAAUCAGGAUGAAAUGAUCAAGGCUGGUCGAUUAUCUCAACCAUACAAGGGUAUCACUGACUGCUUUGCUAGAACCAUCAAGGAUGAGGGUAUCCUCGCCCUUUGGAGAAGCAACACUGUUAAUGUUAUCAGAUACUUCCCUACUCAGGCCCUGAACUUUGCAUUCAAAGAUUACUUCAAGAGGUUGUUUAACUUCAAGAAGGAAAGAGAUGGCUACUGGAAGUGGUUUGCUGGGAACUUGGCAUCAGGUGGAGCUGCUGGUGCUUCAUCUCUUCUGUUUGUUUACUCAUUGGAUUAUGCCCGUACUCGUUUGGCUAAUGAUGCAAAGGCAGCUGAAAAGGGUGGUGAGAGGCAGUUCAAUGGGUUGAUUGAUGUUUAUAAGAAAACCAUCAAGUCUGAUGGCUUGGCCGGGCUUUAUCGUGGAUUUAACAUAUCUUGUGUUGGAAUUAUUGUGUACCGUGGGCUCUACUUUGGAAUGUAUGAUUCUCUUAAACCUGUGGUUUUGAUUGGUACUUUGGAGUGUUUUGAACUUGACCAUCUUGCUGGUGAAUCAAAAUGCAAGAUGAAAUGGACUCCUCAUCUUUUGGAUUUUUGCUCCUGUGUCCUAACUAUUGAUAAUUUCUUGGCAAGUUUCUUGUUAGGAUGGGGAAUCACAAUAGGUGCCGGAUUGGCUUCUUACCCCACUGAUACAGUCCGUAGAAGGAUGAUGAUGACUUCAGGAGAAGCUGUAAAGUACAAGAGCUCUUUGGAUGCAUUUAAACAGAUUGUCAAGAAUGAAGGAACUAAAUCACUAUUCAAGGGUGCUGGUGCAAACAUCCUGCGUGCAGUGGCAGGUGCUGGUGUGCUUGCCGGUUAUGACAAGCUGCAGGGUCUUUGCCUUGUUGACUGGGGGAGGGGGAUAGACCUGCAUCUCUUUCCUGAUGGUACAGAAUUUGAGGGAGAUUGUCGGACUUCAGGAUUUUGUUGCGUUGAAAUGCAAGAGAAGAAGCCAUGGACAUUUCAGGUUGACACAUACGGCCUCUGUGUUAUAAUUCAUAUGAUGCUGCACCAUUCUUACAUGGAGAUUGUAAAGAAAGGAACAUCUGGUGGUGGCUACAUGUAUCAGCCAAAGGCUCCUUUCAAAAGAUAUUGGAAUGAUUUGUGGAAGGAUCUCUUCACAAAGCUGCUUAACAAUAACUGCAGCAAUGACUGUGAGUUGCUGAGGAACUUGAGAAAGAGCUUUGAGGAUCACUUGCACUCUGAUGAUAAACAUAUAAAGAAACUAAAGGAGUUGCUGGCUAAGCAAAGGCUCCUUUUCUGUUCUGCUUAG